CCAAAAUCCCCCGCGCCAAACACAAACCCUAAAAAAAUCCUCACCCAAAAUGGGCAAAAGAGGCAAGCAACUAGCCAAAGAGCGACGCCAGAAUCGCCUCCAGCAAAUAUCCGAGCUCCGAAAGCAACCGAUCCCCUCUCAUCAGAGAUGGUGGUCCUCAGGUACAGUCGCAGUGGUAACCGGUUCCAGCAGAGGAAUCGGUUUCGAGAUCGCCCGGCAGCUCGCGGGCCAUGGCUUGUUUGUUGUGAUCGCGGCGAGGGAUGCCGAUCGAUGCCGACGAGCGGCGGAGGAGAUUAGAGGAGAGGGGGCGAGGAAUGUGGAUUGGCAUCGGCUUGAUAUUGAGGAUUUUGGAUCGGUGGAGGAUUUUGUGAAGUGGGUUGUUGAUAAAUUUGGAGGAGUUGAUGUUUUGGUAAAUAACGCUGGUGUCAAUUAUAACAUCGGUUCGAAUAACUCAGUUGAGCUUGCUGAGAAGGUUAUGGCCAUAAACUAUUUUGGCACAAAACGGAUGAUUGAAACCAUGAUCCCAGUAAUGAAACCUUCUCCUUAUGGUGCUCGUAUUCUAAACGUGACCUCAAGACUGGGCAGAAUCAAUGGAAGACGUAAUAGAUUAGGAGAUGCAUCCUUAAGAGACCAGCUCUCUAGAGACGACUGCCUCUCUGAAGAACUGAUCGAUGGCAUGAUUACAAAAUUUCUCGAGCAAGUUAAACAAGGAACCGGCCCAUUAAACGAAUGGCCCCAAGUAUUCACCGAUUACUCCCUUUCGAAGCUAGCAGUAAAUGCGUAUACACGGCUAAUGGCCAGAAUUCUUUCAGAGAGACCAGAAGGCCAAAAGAUAUACAUGAAUUGUUAUUGCCCAGGCUGGGUGAAGACUGCCAUGACCAAUUGGGAGGGCAAUAUGACACCUGAAGAAGGUGCUGAUACCGGUGUUUGGGCUGUGCUUCUGCCUGAUGAACCUGUCACUGGGAAAUUUUUUGCAGAGAGACGCGAGAUAAGUUUUUGAGCCGAGAGGUUCAGCUAAAGCACCGGAGAAAGUACAGAGUUACCGCAGCGAUUUAAGUUCUCCUUUGGGUCAUCUAUGUUAACAUUUUGCCUUGUGGGGAUUCUUCUUCUUAUUAUUAUUAAGUUUAUGUUAAAUUCCCAGGAUGUAAGAACAUGGUUGCAUGAUAAUAACCAGGAAGUUAAUCUCCAAUGAA
Messenger RNA from Asparagus officinalis (garden asparagus), 1193 nucleotides. Its product is annotated as carbonyl reductase [NADPH] 1-like. The transcript is spliced from 4 exons. Gene Ontology annotation, cellular component: membrane. Gene Ontology annotation, molecular function: oxidoreductase activity, acting on the CH-OH group of donors, NAD or NADP as acceptor. NCBI's taxonomy places the organism in Eukaryota, Viridiplantae, Streptophyta, Magnoliopsida, Asparagales, Asparagaceae. The record is from RefSeq and is a predicted model, not a curated record. The coding region runs from base 50 to 1000 and encodes 316 amino acids.